Brettanomyces bruxellensis is the source of this 999-nucleotide messenger RNA. RefSeq lists its product as uncharacterized. The record is from RefSeq and is a predicted model, not a curated record. Bases 1 to 999 code for a protein of 332 amino acids. The transcript has a single exon. NCBI's taxonomy places the organism in Eukaryota, Fungi, Ascomycota, Pichiomycetes, Pichiales, Pichiaceae.
AUGUCGCGAAUCUUCUUGAACCAUACAUACCGCCUAUUUACACUAAGGCAAUUUCCAAAUGUGAGUGAUCCAAAUUCCUUGGAAAAUCAACCAUCGUUUGUCUCUUCCUUCUGCUCAACCGAUAGCGGCACUAACAAGCAUUUAAGGAAAAUCAAACAGAAGUUGGCCAAUAGCAUCAUACUCAACAAGAUUUAUACGAUACCUACAAUCGAGUCAUCCGGUUCCCUAAUCCCAUCGAAUUCGAGACUAUUUUCCGGUGGCCAAUCCACAAACGAAACUCCUGACUUUUCAGAUAUUAUUGAAAAUUUGGAUCUACGCGUCAAGAUCAACCAUCUAAUAUAUAACGGGCAUAAAUUCCGUGUUGGGCAUCUCCGAUUUCGCUUUCUGGACUACAUCCCCGUACAAGUCUUCAUAUUUGUGGAAUUUUCGCCUGGUUUCACUGUCAUACUGACAAAAAGCCUUCCAAAAAUGCAGGAUGUCGUUUUUGACUAUAUAGCAGAGACUCUGAACAGUGUGAUUGGUCCGCUUUCACUCCCAGAUGAUUUUCUUCGUUCUACUGUGGAUGAAAGUGUACAGAAAGCUGUCUCUGAAGAAGAUAUUGGCAGUGGUAUAAACUGGCAUAACGAUCUUGGUGACAUUGAAUUAUCAUUCACAGGCAUAAAAACCAAAUGCAGCGCCUUAAAUGCCAUCGUACUCAAUAUUAAAUCUGCGGAUGUGCCAAAAUUUAUUGAUGAAGAGGGAUUCGUGGCUGGAUUUUGUAGCUACAUGCAAUCUGAAACAUCCAUAGACUUAAAAAAACUUGAAUUAACACGAGCGAGAAACGAGUGGUUUUUGCUUACGUCAGAUGGAAGGCUUCGCUUUUCAGACAGAAUGUCAUACCAUACCCAACCAAGCAGACAUGACGAUGCUAGACCGACAAUAUGGAACAUAAUGUUUUCAUUGUAUACGAAUGCAGGUAAGGGUACACAACUGCAAGAAAAUGCAGACAAGACAACGUGA